This is a messenger RNA of Emericellopsis cladophorae, 2823 nucleotides long. Its product is annotated as alpha/beta-glucosidase-like protein. Gene Ontology annotation, molecular function: hydrolase activity, hydrolyzing O-glycosyl compounds; carbohydrate binding. Lineage: Eukaryota; Fungi; Ascomycota; Sordariomycetes; Hypocreales; Bionectriaceae. The record is from RefSeq and is a predicted model, not a curated record. Gene Ontology annotation, biological process: carbohydrate metabolic process. The coding region runs from base 1 to 2823 and encodes 940 amino acids. The transcript has 4 exons.
AUGGCUCCCUGGAAGCAACUUUCCCUCGUCGCAGGACUAGCUUCGGCUGCUGCUAUCAGUAAGCGCCAAGAGGAGCUCGCCCAAUACCCGGACUAUGGCCUGCUGGCCGACUGCCCUGGCUACGCAGCUAGCAAUGUGAAGAUUAGCGACAAUGGGAUCAAGGCUGAUCUCAGUCUGGCCGGAGAAGCUUGCAAUGCGUACGGUGAAGAUCUCAAAGAUCUAACCUUGGAGGUUACUUACGAAAGUGCCGACCGCAUUCAUUUGAAGAUUCAGGACAAGGGGAACCAGGUAUACCAAGUGCCCGAGUCAGUGUUUCCUCGACCAGACUCAAAUGGCACCUCUGCGGACGACAAUGCCCUCAAGUUCGAUAUCGUCGAGGAGCCAUUCUCCUUCACGAUCAGCCGCAAGGACAACGACGAGGUUCUUUUCGAUACGUCGGCAGCAUCCCUCAUCUUCGAGUCACAGUAUCUACGCCUGCGCACGCGUCUACCCGAAGAUCCCAGUCUGUAUGGAUUGGGAGAGCACUCCGACUCGCUACGGUUGCCCACCAAAGACUACAUCCGCACAAUGUGGAACCAGGACAGCUACGCGAUCCCAGAGAACGCCAACUUGUAUGGUACUCAGCCUUUCUAUCUCGAGCACCGCGAGACCGGCUCCCAUGGUGUCUUCUUGCUCAACUCCAAUGGCAUGGACGUUAUGAUCAACAGUGACGAAGACGGUCAAUAUCUUGAGUACAACAGCAUUGGCGGCGUUUUUGACUUUUGGUUCUUUGCUGGGUCGAACCCGUCAGAUGUGACAAAACAGUAUGCUCAAGUGGCUGGACUGCCAACUUUCCAACCUUACUGGGGUCUCGGCUUCCACCAAUGCCGCUACGGAUACCGAGACGCUUUUGAAGUCGCCGAGGUUGUCUACAAUUACUCCAAGGCCGAGAUCCCCCUCGAAACUAUGUGGACCGACAUAGAUUACAUGGAUCAUCGGCUCAUCUUCACCAGUGACCCAGAGCGUUUCCCCAUGGAGAAGCUGCGCGCUCUUGUGUCCCAUCUCCACGACAAUGACCAGCAUUACAUCGUCAUGGUCGACCCAGCUCUUGGUUACCAGGAUAACUAUCCUUCCUUAGACCGGGCAAUCGAGGACAAUGUCUUGCUGUUGCGUCAGAAUGGCUCCGCUUUCUUGGGCGUCGUCUGGCCAGGUGUCACAGUAUUUCCUGAUUGGUUCGCCGAGAACGUCACCGAGUACUGGAACACUGAAUUCUCAAUCUUCUUCGACGCUGACGAGGGCGUGGACAUUGACGGCCUAUGGAUCGAUAUGAACGAACCGUCGUCGUUCCCCUGCUACUUCCCAUGCAGCGAUCCUUAUGGCUCCGCAGUCGGAUUCCCUCCUCAGCCUCCGCCUGUUCGAGAGAACCCAAGGUCACUCCCAGGCUUUCCUUGUGAGUUCCAGCUACCUGGCGAGGGUGGCUGCGACAGUUCAGUAUCCGAGCGUGACCUGAUAUCCCGUCCCGGUGGUCACUUCAACGUUGAGCGCGCGGAAAGCAAGUUGUUCUUCCCUAAGAAACGUCAGAGCGAGACUGGCGACCAGUGUGGCCUGGACGGCCGCGACUACCUUUACCCGGAGUACUCUAUCCAUAACCAUGCCGCGUACCGCUUGGAUUGGAACGCUGACAAGGGCGGCCUCUCCAACAAAACUGUCCUCACAGACGUCGUCUCUCAGAACGGACUGGUGCAAUACGACACGCACAACCUCUACGGCGCCCAGAUGAGUACCGCGUCCUACGACGCUAUGCUCGCCCGCCGCCCCAACAAGAGGCCCCUGAUCAUCACACGAUCUACCUUCUCCGGUGCUGGCGCCAAAGUCGGUCACUGGCUGGGCGACAACAUGUCAAUCUGGGAACACUACCGCAUCAGCAUUCGAACCGCCCUCGCCUAUACAUCCCUCUUCCAGUUCCCCAUGACAGGGUCCGACACCUGCGGUUUUGGUGGUGAUGUUAGCGAGCAGCUUUGCGCUCGUUGGGCCAGUCUGGGAGCCUUCGGUACCUUUUUCCGCAAUCACAACGAGUUGGGCGCCGCCUCCCAAGAGUUUUACCGCUGGGAUUCAGUCGCCAACUCGGCCAGGAAGGCCAUCGAGAUCCGUUAUCGCCUGCUAGACUACAUGUACACUGCCUUUGCCAAAGCCUCGGAUGAUGGAUCUCCGUCAGUGGUGCCCUUCCUCUUUUACUACCCCGAAGACAAGGCGACAUGGGCUCUUGAGCUGCAAUACUUUUACGGCCCUGGUAUCCUUGUCCUCCCGGUCACGGAGGAGGAUGCCACGAGCGUCGACGUCUACUUGCCCAAGGACAAGUACUACGACUGGUACACGCAUGAGGCUGUUGAGGGCAAGGGAGAGACUCAUACAUUUUCUGACGUUGAUAUCACGCAUAUCCCUCUUCUCAUCCGUUCGGGUGUCAUUCUCCCUCUCCGCGAGUCUUCCGCAAUGACUCUUACGGCUUUGCGCCAGUUGGACUUUGAGAUUAUGAUCCCGCUUGAUGCAGAGGGUAGCGCCAAGGGUGAGCUCUACCUCGACGAUGGCGAGUCUCUCGACCCCGAGGACAACGGCGGUGUGAGCUGGAUCACCUUCGAGUACUCCAAUGGAGAACUUGUCAUUGACGGUGAGUUUGGUCGCGAAGCUAUGUUUGGCGUUUCUAAGGUCACCAUCUUGGGCGGCGAUGGGUGCAAGGUGAAGGAAAACAAAGAUGGCAAGUUCAGCCGCUCAAAGAGGGUGGGCAUUAGCCUGAACAAGGCAAGCAGGACCGUCCUUGAGGAUAAGAGCAAGAAGUUGAGGCCUUAA